Sphaerodactylus townsendi is the source of this 2062-nucleotide messenger RNA. RefSeq names its product hippocampus abundant transcript 1 protein-like. The coding region runs from base 194 to 1483 and encodes 429 amino acids. Gene Ontology annotation, cellular component: membrane. The record is from RefSeq and is a predicted model, not a curated record. Lineage: Eukaryota; Metazoa; Chordata; Lepidosauria; Squamata; Sphaerodactylidae. The transcript has 12 exons. Gene Ontology annotation, molecular function: transmembrane transporter activity. Gene Ontology annotation, biological process: transmembrane transport.
GCAUGCGCAAAGCGACCCCGGCGACUGAGGCGAUGCCGGCGGGCCGCGACAAGCGGCGCCGGUGAGGGCGGCUGGGCGAGGGGGCGAGGGGGCGGCGGCGGCGGAGGGCGAGGAGGAUGGGGGAGCCUCGGCGGAGGCGGCCGCGCAGGACGACCCGCGCCUGGACCGGCGGGCGGGCCUGGUCGGCCGCGCCAUGACCGGCGAGAAGAAGAAAAAGAAGAAGCGGCUCAACCGCAGCGUCCUCCUGGCCAAGAAGACCGUCAUCCGGGAUGGCGCCGGCCGACAAGGGAUCGGGGAGCCCAGCGUGUACCAUGCCGUGGUGGUGAUUUUCCUGGAGUUCUUUGCCUGGGGGCUGCUCACCACCCCAAUGUUAACUGUCUUACACCAGACUUUCCCUCAACAUACCUUUUUAAUGAACGGUCUGAUCCACGGAGUCAAGGGUCUGCUCUCUUUCCUAAGUGCCCCAUUAAUUGGAGCCCUGUCUGAUGUCUGGGGUAGAAAAUCAUUCCUGCUCCUCACAGUGUUCUUCACCUGUGCGCCAAUCCCUCUCAUGAAGAUCAGUCCAUGGUGGUAUUUUGCCGUCAUCUCCAUGUCUGGAGUGUUUGCUGUCACCUUCUCUGUGAUUUUUGCCUACGUUGCCGACAUCACGCAAGAACACGAGCGCAGUACCGCUUACGGCUUGGUGUCAGCCACGUUUGCCGCAAGCCUGGUGACGAGUCCCGCCAUCGGCGCCUACCUGGCUCGCGAUUACAGCGACACCCUGGUCGUGGUGCUGGCUUCCGGAGUCGCGCUGCUGGACAUUGGCUUCAUCCUAUUGGCCGUGCCCGAGUCCCUGCCGGAGGAAAUGCGCCCUGUGUCUUGGGGGGCACCUAUCUCUUGGGAGCAAGCAGAUCCCUUUGCUUCUCUCCGCAAAGUGGGCCAGGAUUCCACUGUCCUCCUGAUCUGCAUCACCGUCUUUCUCUCCUACCUUCCUGAAGCUGGCCAGUACUCCAGCUUUUUCCUCUACCUGCGGCAGGUCAUCAGGUUUUCCUCGGAGACCGUGGCAGCCUUUAUUGGUGUGGUUGGAAUUCUUUCCAUACUGGCUCAGACUGUUAUUGCUUUCCCGGGAUCCCACCUGAGGUCUGUUGGGAACAAGAACACCAUCCUUCUGGGCCUGGGCUUUCAAAUCCUGCAGCUUGCUUGGUAUGGUUUUGGAUCGCAGCCUUGGAUGAUGUGGGCAGCUGGGGCCGUGAAGACCAUGUCGAAGGCAUCACUUUUCCCGCCAUUGAAGUGCCAUGGUGUUUCCAGGAAUGCCGAUCCCGACUGUGCAGCAAGGUGUGGUUCAAGGGAUGAUCACCGGGAUCCGGGGCUUGUGCAACGGGCUGGGCCCCGCCCUCUACGGCUUCGUCUUCUACCUGUUCCACGUGGAGCUGGAAAGCGAAGAUAUGGCCGGUGGUGGAGCCCUGGGCAAAGCCUCCUAAUAGAGCCAAUUUCCAUGGCUUAACCAACUGAUGAGAGGAGCAUCAUCCCGGGGCCCCCUUUCCUCUUCGGAGCCUGCUGCGUCCUCUUGUCUCUCCUCGCGGCCUUGUUUAUUCCCGAGCACAGCCCUGCCUUGAGGUCAGGCAGCCACAAGAGACACAGCAACGGGGCCCAGGCCCAUAUCCACGGCCCCCCAGGGGCGGGCUCGGACAGCAAAGAGCCUCUACUGGAGGACAGCAGCGUAUGAAGGGAGCGGAGGCCGCCUGGAGCUUCGACUCUUGCCGAGGACAGGCCACGUGGCCCAGAUCGACAGCGGAGGGACAAGAAGGUGGUGGGAUGAUGCUGGGGUCCCGGGAUGGUGGAGGGAAAGCGGUCCCUCCUGGAGCCAAACGUAUUCAUCUGCGGUGGAAGGCCCUGCACCGCUGGGUUCCGCAAGAAGGGAAGGGGUCUUUCAGUUUGCCAAGCGGAGGACGUUGACACUCUCUUAAAUGCUGACAUAAUGGGGAGGGGGGUCGACCUGCCAAAAUAAACCCCUCUCCUGACCAGUCAGAAGACGGGGGUGGUUCUCAUUCCUGCUCUUUUUAAUAAACCAAGACCAAACUGA